AUGCCUUCUGUAGGCCCCGAACUACCUCCCCAUCUUCAAAAACGAAAGCGCUCGAUUGAUGAUUCCGAAGUACCUAAUUCACCACCGCGCAAAAUACAAGCAGCAGCUCCACCACGAGUUCUUGGUCCCUCUCUACCACCUUCAACAAAUCCAGAUGAAGUCAAUAUAGAAAGCAGCGACGACGAUGACUAUGGCCCACCAAUUCAGCCCUCCAACGCCAAGAAGCCUCAAUCUCCACCACGAAGAGUUAUAGGACCCUCUGCACCACCGAAAUCUACCUCUCCACGCAUCACAGGUCCUUCCCUACCUUCCAAAAAUCCAGAUGAGCUCGAAAUCGCAAGCUCAGACGAUGACGACUCGUAUGGUCCUUCGAUUCCCACUCAACGAAAGCCAUCCCCGCCACCAAAACGCAUUUUAGGGCCCGCUCCUCCACCCGCUUCCCUCUCGGAACGACCUUCAUACCCAGCAAAUUCAGAUUCAGACAGCGACUCAGACUAUGGCCCUUCCCUCCCUCCCACAGCAGGAAGCGCCGCCGCCAUUGCUCUCGCAUCUCAGCAGGCCCGUGAAGCCCAGGCGGCGGCCGCUAAAUCAAAUGAGCCUGCGAAACCCCAACGUCCAGACUGGAUGCUUGCCCCUCCCACAUCCUCCGACUGGACCACCAAGAUCGAUCCUACCAAACUGAAAGCGCGCAAGUUUGCAGGAGGCAAGGGUUCCAAAGCACCGGCCGAGAAGACGGGCGUAUCUGCCAUCUGGACUGAAACUCCUGAAGAAAAGCGUCAACGACUUGAGGAUGCGGUUUUGGGCCGUCAAGAAUCUGCUGCUUCUACUAGUAAUGGAUCUGCGCGUACAAUAGCUGAGAGUAGGGCGGCAGAAGAGACUGAUAGGAGGGUUAGGGAAUAUAAUGCUAAGAAUAGAGGGAAAUCUCUAUAUGAAGCGCAUGCAGAAGGGAGCGUAGUAGGAGGAAAGGGAAAGAAGGAGGAAGAGGAUGACCCCAGUAAGAGGGGUUUUGAUAGAGAAAAGGAUAUGGCAUUGGGGGGUCGAUUAGGACAUGCAAAGAAGAAGGAAUUGCUGAAUAAAGCCGCGGACUUUGGCAGUCGAUUUCAGAAGGGUAGCUAUCUGUGA
Messenger RNA from Botrytis sinoallii, 1122 nucleotides. RefSeq lists its product as uncharacterized. Lineage: Eukaryota; Fungi; Ascomycota; Leotiomycetes; Helotiales; Sclerotiniaceae. The record is from RefSeq and is a predicted model, not a curated record. The coding region runs from base 1 to 1122 and encodes 373 amino acids. The transcript has a single exon.